Molecule: messenger RNA, 1023 nt
Organism: Rosa chinensis
Lineage: Eukaryota; Viridiplantae; Streptophyta; Magnoliopsida; Rosales; Rosaceae
Exons: 1
Coding region: 1-1023 (340 amino acids)
Source: RefSeq, a predicted model, not a curated record
AUGGGGGAGCGAAAGACAAUGAGGGAAUACACUAGUCCCACAAUUGUUGAUCAUCCUUCUUGUAUUGUGCUCCCUCCAUGUGAGCAUCAUUUUGAGAUCAAGCCAAGUACUUUGAGCUUUGUACCCGUAUUCCAUGGCAUGCUCUCAAAUAAUCCCUAUGAUCAUAUUGCGGAGUUUGAAGAAGUGUGUACUACCGUUCAACUACAUGGUCUCAAUCCCGAUGGUUUGAAGCUUAGAUUGUUCCCUUUCACACUCAAGGACUAUGCGAGGAAGUGGUUAAGUAAGUUGCCUCCUAGAUCCAUAUGCACAUGGGUUGAGAUGCAAGAAACUUUCUUGGGAAAAUAUUUUCCUCCUUCAAGAACUUCCAAUGUUAGAGAUGAGCUUGUUGCAUUCCGACAACUUCCACAAGAAAGUUUUAAUGAGUGUUGGGAGCGAUUCAAGGACUUGGAGAUGUCAUGUCCUCACCAUGGGUUAGAGAAGUGGUUCCUUAUGGACAAGUUCGAUAGAGGAUUGAUGCCGGAUCAAAGGCAAAUGGUUGACACUUUUAGUGGUGGAACUAUUGCAAGUAAACUCCCGGAUGCAGCUUGGGACACAUACGAGGAGCUUUCUCUCAACUCCCUUCAAUGGGAUGAUCUUGAUACAAGGAGACGUCAAGUGCAUAACAAGGAGAGUAUACCUAACCUAGGUAGUAUUUAUGAGGUUCAAGGGACAUCAACUGGGCCUUCUAUGCAUGAAUUCAAAAGGUUAGAAGGCAAGAUUGACCAAUUUCUAAAUCAAGUUAACCGGAACCCUCCUCAAGCACAAGUCAAGAUGGCGACUUCUACACCAUGUUUUCUUUGUGAGAGCCUAGCACAUUCCACUCAAGAGUGCCAUUUAUCUUCUCAAUAUCCGGAAUUUAUGGAGGAGCAUGUUAACCAAGUGGGUAGUUUUGUGCCAAGGAACCCAAGAAAUGAUCCAUACUCCAACACUUAUAACCCCGGUUGGCGAAAUCACCCCAAUUUUUCUUGGAAAGAUGCAAGGUAG